Molecule: messenger RNA, 1043 nt
Organism: Pipistrellus kuhlii (Kuhl's pipistrelle)
Lineage: Eukaryota; Metazoa; Chordata; Mammalia; Chiroptera; Vespertilionidae
Gene: CATSPERZ
Product: catsper channel auxiliary subunit zeta
Exons: 5
Coding region: 181-867 (228 amino acids)
Biological process (GO): sperm capacitation; flagellated sperm motility
Cellular component (GO): sperm principal piece; CatSper complex
Source: RefSeq, a predicted model, not a curated record
CGGGGGCGGGGGACAUGUGUGUCCGGAGGGGGGGCAUGUGGGCCCGCAGUGGGGGCAUGUGUGUCCGGUGGAGGCUGCUCGAGGCCCCGUCCUCUCCAGAACGGCCCGCCCCCUUCCCCGGCGCGCGACCCCUUUGCCGCCCGCGAGGCCCGUGGCGACGGGUGUCCGUUGGGCAGAGCCAUGGAGGAAAAGCCUUUCAAAGCGAUGGCCAAGUCUCUGAGCCCCCAUGACUCGAGCAAGUCCGGCUCCAAGGGUGACAUCCGGAACCUGUGGACCAGGGCCACGCUGUCGCAGCCCCGGCUGAACAUCCAGCUGACAGAUGUCUAUGAGGACCUGGACCCGGAGGACAGCAGCGAAGACUGGAAGGCUGGCCAGUGGUACAAGCAGCCCUCAAGCGAUGGGGGCGCCUGGGAGGGAUGGAGCGAGAGGACUGCCGAGGCUGGCACCAGGCAGGAGGAACUGGAUGCCUACACCUCCGAGGAGCUGGAGCGGAGCCCCCAGAGAGGCGAUGUAGAGGGACUUGAGGAUUUCGGGAGCAAGAUGGAUUUCGAUGCCUCCGUGUCAUCAGUCAACAUCAUGAAGCACACACACCACCGAGCCUACUGGAGGGAGCAGCAGAACAGGAUGCCGCUGCCCCUGCUGGAACUCAUGGAGAAUGAAGUCCUGGAAAUCCUCACCAAAGCCCUCCGGAUCCCGCUUCGCACCCCCGGCCCCCAAUCUGUUUGGGGCGCAGGACUUGAAACAAAACCGACAGGGCCCGGCACCUUGGAGAUCCAAAGUUCCCUUAGAGCUCCAGUCCACCAAAUCACCGGUCCUCCCUUCCUCCCAUCGCCCUCGUGGCACCUGCUGCGGGUGAGGCCCCUGUGACUGCCCUGAGCGGAGCUCCCUCCUCCAGCCUACCAGUCGGAGAUCGGCAGGGACCACUUCCUGACCAAGCAGCUGCAGCGGUACAUCGAGGGUCUCCGGAAGCGGCGGAACCGGAGGCUGCACGUCUCCGCGCACUGAGCGUGGCCCCCAGUUCCAGCCCUGCCCGCGCCCCGCCC